AAUGACAAGUUAGAAAUUUUACUGUAUUGUGUGAAAUAAUUUAAACUAAUUGUCUUCAUAAAUGUUAUUGAGCGCAAUGAAUAAUUAUUAGCUGUCAUCCUGUCAAUCUCAUAUGAUAAAACAAAUUAGUGACUUUUUGUGGACGUAAUACAACUGAGUCGAUUUGAACCUUCAUGUAUUAAUUUAACCGGGUGAUGAAUCGAACAUGGUAACCAAAGUGUUCCGCGUAAACAGUAGGAAAUUAGGAAUGUGACAAUGUGGAACUUGUGGCUGUGUAUACUAUUUAAUUCAUCAUAGCGUCAUAAUGAAAUGAUUUAAAUAUAUAAUCAAUUUGACUCAUGGCAGCUUCAGGUAACAACAGGAUUCUCUCUUCCCUUCCAUAUCAGAUUCUGUUGGUUUUCGGAGGUUGGUACUACAUUUUAUAUUCUGUUGUCACCCUCCUCCUUUUUAUUUAUAAAGGGAUAAUUCUUCCAUAUCCAGUUAAAAAUGUAGUCUGUGAAGUUGUACUGUUAAUCUUUCUCUGUGGAGUGGAGGGAACAAGGGUGUUUCUUGGUAAGAAAGGAAACUUGACAGAGCGCUCCAUGUCUGUGAUUUUAUCACUGGUAUUAACUGUACCAGCCAUCAUUGGUGUUGUAUAUUUCUUGAGAUGGCAGACCUAUGUUCUUCAGUUAGAGGUGAUCCUGGGUGCUAUAUUGCUGGUGGUACAAGGUCUACAGUCAGUUUUUGGACUCUUUGGUGCUAUUACUUUUGCAAGGGCAUCCCAGUUGACAUGAUUAUUGUUUGGGUGUGGUCUGAUAAUCUUCAAGAUUUCCAAUUGAAGAAAUGGAUUAUUGUGAAAGAGAUGUGUACUGCUGAAUCUUGGCAGAAUUGCCAUAACAUCAAACUUGACCAAUUGGACACUGUGUGACAAAAUAGAAAAGCCAUAAAUAAUAGCACCUGUUUGAUAUUGAAGAAGGUUAUCAAGAAUCUUAUGUAAAAUGUGUACUGAAGUUGCAGAUGAGAAAGCAAGGUAUCUUUUUGUAAACAAUAAUUAUUCAGCUAAAUAUUUGUUUGCACAUUUUGUUGAUGAAGAAAGCAAGCUCUCUAUUGAAAAGAAUUAAAAAAAGUAUUCAACAUCUUUGGUCGGUACCAAAGAUAGCAAGAUAUCUUUUGAAAAUCUUUAAUAAGACAUUUUCUUGUAAUAGGAGAUUAAUAUAGUCUUUUCGAUAUGGUUGUCCAUUGCAAUGAUAAUAGUAACUUAAAAUCAUAUAUGAGAGCAUUAUUUGAACUUUUUUUUUAAAAUCCUAUUUGGAGAAAAUAGUUAAGAUUUAACUUGUACAUUAUCAGAUCCAAUAUUUUAAUCUACUGUAGAUUAAAAUUUAUUGGAGGAAGAUCACCGAGUAUAUAAAAAGACUGAAACAUAGCAUGAUAUCUCUGAUUGCUGAUUUUAAUGAAAUUUGUCAAAAAAA
Messenger RNA from Limulus polyphemus (Atlantic horseshoe crab), 1448 nucleotides. RefSeq names its product transmembrane protein 216-like. Gene Ontology annotation, cellular component: ciliary transition zone. The record is from RefSeq and is a predicted model, not a curated record. The coding region runs from base 339 to 773 and encodes 144 amino acids. Lineage: Eukaryota; Metazoa; Arthropoda; Merostomata; Xiphosura; Limulidae. The transcript is spliced from 6 exons. Gene Ontology annotation, biological process: non-motile cilium assembly.